CUCGUCGCUGAAUCUCCGAGAAAAAAUUGUACCAAUAAAGAAAGGAAAAAGAAAUCAGCUCUGAGAAAAAACGAAGCCCUGCUUUCUCUUCAAUGGCUACUUCGGAAUCCCAAAAUCCCUCCUCCUCCUCUUCGAAUCCCGGAGGUAGAUACGACAUUUUCUUGAGUUUUAGAGGCUCAGACACCCGCAAAAAGUUCACUGAUCACCUCUACCACGCUCUCAUGCGCGAGGGCUUCCAAACAUUCCGAGACGAUGACGAGAUCGAGAGGGGUGAGGUUAUCAAAUCCGAGUUGCUGGAAGCAAUCAGGAAUUCCAGGAUGUCGGUGAUCGUCUUAUCGGAAAACUACGCCAAUUCGACGGCAUGCCUAUUUGAACUCCAGACGAUUCUCGAACUGUGUAAGAAGUCAGAUCAUUUCGUUUUGCCCGUGUUUUACGAGGUGGAACCUUCGGUGGUCAAGGAGCAGUCAAUGAAUCUGGUUUUCGGUAAAAAAGAAGUGGCGGCUGAGAAAGUGAAGGGAUGGAGUGCAGCGCUUAAAGAGGUUGCGAGUAUGGCUGGGAUGGUUUUCGAGAAGGAAUCUGAUGGCUAUGAAGCCAUGUUCAUUGAGGAAAUUGUUGGUGUACUCAAAGGCAAGCUAGCUCUCAAUGACCUGAGUAUUGACAACCAUCUAGUAGGUAUGGAUUCGCGAACCGAGCAUGUUAAUUGCUGGCUAAAAGAUAAGUCGGGUAAGGUUGGCAUUCUUUUGAUAUGUGGAAUGGGUGGAAUAGGGAAGACGACGAUUGCUAAAGUUGUGUACAAUUCAAACCAUGAUAGAUAUGAUGCUGCCUGUUUUCUCGAAAAUAUUAGGGGAGUUUCCAAAGGACACAAUGGAUUAGUUCGUUUGCAAAGACAUCUUCUUUCAGAUAUUUUAGGGAAAAAGGAGCGCAUAACCAAUGUUGAUGAUGGACGUUGGCGGAUCAAGUAUGCAUUAAGUAACAAAAGAGUUCUUCUUGUCCUUGAUGAUGUGGAUCAUACAGAACAACUAUUUGCAUUAGCUAGCCAAGAAGAUUGGUUUUCUCCGGGAAGUAAAAUUAUCAUAACCACUAGGCUCGAGAGCAUUAUGAAGGGUGCUGAUAAUAUUUAUGAUGUGUACUGGCCUGGAAAAUUAUCCAAUGAUGAAUCACUUGAGCUUUUCAGUUGGCAUGCUUUUAGACAAAAGUGCCCUAUUCAAAGUCACAUGGCCAUAUCAAAAAAGUUUGUGCAAUACUGUGAUGGGCUUCCUUUAGCUCUUCAAGUACUGGGGUCUUCUUCUCGACGGAAAGAUACAGCUCAAUUGGAAUAUGAAAUCCACAAAUUGCAAACAGGUUAUUAUGACGCAAUCCUGAAAAUACUCCAAAUAAGCUAUGAUUCUCUAGCAGAUGACCAUGAUAAAAAUCUAUUCCUUGACAUAGCUUGUUUCUUUGUUGGAAAGAAGAAAAAUGAUACGAUAAUAAUUCUGGAAGGUUGCGAUUACUACGCACUUGCUGGAAUUCAUAAUCUCGUCGAUAGAAAUCUCUUAACAAUUGAAAAGAACAAGCUGGAAAUGCAUCAGUUACUUCAGGACAUGGGAAAACAAAUUGUUUUGUGUGAAUCUGUUGAAUAUCCAGAGAAGCGUAGCAGAAUUUGGCAUCCUAAAGAAUCCUCCAAAAUUUUGCAAGAAAAAAUUGGUACGGAAAACAUUGAAGGCCUCAUACUCGACAAGAACAUGUUGAGAAAUUCCAACAUGGUUGUGAUUGAAGCAUAUACAUUUAACAAGAUGUAUAAUUUGAGAUUACUCAAGCUGAGUGGUGUACAACUCUCUGGAACUUCUAAGGCAUUUCCCAAAGGAUUACGAUGGUUGUAUUGGCGUGGUUUUCCUUCAGAAUCUUUCCCUAAUGAUUUUCCUCUAGAGAACUUGGUCUCUCUUGACAUGCGUUAUAGCAACUUGAAACAAGUUUGGAAAGGAACUAAGGUUCUUGGAUCUUUGAAAAUUUUAAAUCUCAGUCACUCCCCAAAACUUGCAAAAACUCCAGAUUUUUCGAGAAUCCCCAACCUAGAGAAAUUGGUUCUAAAAGCUUGUCCAAGUUUGUUCGAGGUUGAUGAAUCUAUCGUAGAACUACAGAGGAUGAAGUCACUGAAUCUACGAGAUUGCAAAAGUCUGAGAAAGCUUCCAAGAAAUAUUGGUAUGGUAGAAUCUCUUGUAGAAAUAGAUAUUUCUGGUUGCUCAAAUCUUAUGGGGGCAAUAGAGGAGCUGGAGAAGAUGAAAUCACUGCAAGUGCUUAAUGCUAGUAGAAUGGAAAUAAAUCGUGUCCUCACUGGAAGUGCUUACCCUUGGUUUUGGCCUGGGGUUCCAAAACCAGGGGUACAAAUGUCAUUGGCCUCUUUACCAAGCUCUUUGGUACGUUUAAAUAUUUCUAGUUGCAAUCUCACUGAUGAUGCAUUUCCCAGGGAUCUUAAGCUGCCCAAGUUGCAGUAUUUAUCUCUUGGUGGAAAUCCAGUUUCUAGCCUACCAAACUUUAUUAAAGAUCUUCCAGUUCUCCAAAUAUUGGAUAUAUCCCGUUGUCCAAAGCUCCAGCAGAUUCAAUGGCCAUCGACUGUCGUACAGCAUGUGGUUGUCACACAGUGCGAUGCAUUGGAAAAAGUAACGUUUGAGCCUGGGACAGAAAAUGUAGGCGUCACACAUACUUUUUGCUGGAAUUUAAAUCACACUCAGUGCCGUCACAAUUUCUUACCUGUCAGAGAAGCUGAUGUGGAACUGAUCCAAACUAGUAUUGACUUCUUACGCCUGGACUCUUUGGCAGAUGUUGAGGUUACUAUGAUCAAAUACCCUAUGUCGUUGUUUGGCAAGCGUCCCGUUCAGAUAAUGUAUGAAAAAAAUGUAUUCAACACAUUUUUUCCCGGAAGAGAAGUUCCACAUUGGUUUAGCAAUAAGAACGGUGGAUCCACCAUAUCAUUUACUGCGACCUUAUCUCCUCAUUUCCGUUUUCGAGGCUUGAAUCUUUGUGCGGUUUGCACACGCCCGGCCAAGAAUAAAUUGCUUCAAUCACCCUUCUAUUAUGAAAUCAGUAACAAGAGGACUGGCAAGAACAUGUUACUCUAUAGACCAAGAGAUUAUGGCAUUCCAGAAGAUGGUGAAGAUUUGGUAUGGUUAAGCCAUUGUCUCAUCCCAUAUCUAUUUAAAGAGGGCGAUGAAGUGGAAGUUUUGUUCGGGAUUACUGGUGGUGGACAAAUUAAGGAGUGUGGAGUCCACCUUUUAUACUUCGAGAAAGAGGCAGAAGUAUGCCAAUACAUUAGCACUAUACACCAUUCAUGGGAUUCAAGCAUGCAUGUACUUUCAGGUGUUAAAUGUCAAUUGUGAUGGAUUCGGAUGGAGUCCAGCAACGAAGGUUAGCACAUGCAGAUGGAAGCUAAGAGCAAUGGACCAAGGGUUGGAGGCAAGAUGGGAGUGAAGAUGCAAAAAUCAAAGGCACAAUGUGUCCAAACAAGCUUCAAAUCAUUCCAGACGAGUAGAAAACAUGGUCAGAAAGUCUGUCUAAGCCAUCCAAGCAGACAAUGUGUCCAGAUAAAUUCUCACUUGUGUUCAGACACAAUUCUCGCAUGUACUCUGGACGGAUGUAGCCGACUUAAGCCAUUUUCUUCGACUUUUUGAACUUUGAAAGGCCAACUUCGGCUUGGAGCUAUUUAUAAGCCAAUUCUCAGUUAGCGGAGGAAGUUGAUGACAGAGCAGUACGAUUUCAUUACACAAUAGGUUGAAUUGCAAGCUGUGUCACUGAAUUCUUCACCUAGUAUGAAUUGCUACCCAGCAUGAAUUGAUCAUUACACAAUUGGUUGAAUUGCAAGUCGCUUCUCUCGGACAUGAUUCGUGUGUAUUGGAUGAUUCUCUUAAGAGAUCCCAAAAUGCUAAAAGUCUCAGACCUGCCGGACCCAAUACUCUACUUGUUGAAUUUCUGCUAGUGUUUGUUUU
Messenger RNA from Rhododendron vialii, 3959 nucleotides. Its product is annotated as disease resistance protein RPV1-like. The transcript is spliced from 6 exons. Lineage: Eukaryota; Viridiplantae; Streptophyta; Magnoliopsida; Ericales; Ericaceae. The coding region runs from base 93 to 3353 and encodes 1086 amino acids. Gene Ontology annotation, biological process: defense response; signal transduction. Gene Ontology annotation, molecular function: ADP binding; protein binding. The record is from RefSeq and is a predicted model, not a curated record.